Molecule: messenger RNA, 3116 nt
Organism: Pelagomonas calceolata
Lineage: Eukaryota; Pelagophyceae; Pelagomonadales; Pelagomonadaceae
Source: the annotation of a GenBank genome assembly
AGUGCAGCGCCCAUAGGUCCAUCACAUAGCGCUACCAAGGCAAGCAGGGCGGACUGCGUGUUGCCCCUUCAUUGGUGCAACUGCUUCUGGAGCGCUUUGGGGCCAAGACGCUCCUUGAGCCGAUUUCCGCGACGCUCCCUUGACGCUCUCCCUAGCGUUGAGGGCAACCCUCGCAGCGCCAGAGGCUAUUAACGGUUGCAUCCGGCCGUUGAAUGCUGGCGACGUGCCUCGCCCUCGCCUUCUCGAGCCGAACCGCAGCGCUCCGCCAACCAAUGGUGCGUGCACGGGCAAGCCUCCAGAAGGCCCGCGCGGCGCGCCGGUCGCCGCGGCUGCGCGGCGCGCCCGCGACUCCGCAAAAGCGCCCCCUCGCAACGAGCGCGACGCUACCGCCGUCGACGCCACCGCGGCGCCCGCGGCCGGCGCGCCUGCUUACGACCGCCGCGAAGGCGGCGAAGCGCCCGACCGCGCUCAGGACGUUCGCGCUCCCGCGCCGCGACGUCCACGACGCGACGGCCGCCGCCGUCAAGCGUAUUGAAGUACCAACCAUCGGCGUGGACGAGGUCGGUAGAGGGUGUUUGGCAGGACCAGUAGUCGCCUGCGCGUGCUACCUCCCAAAUGACGUCGAUAUAGAUGGGAUAGCCGACUCGAAGACGAUCACGACGGAGAAAGCGCGGGAAGCUAUCUACGAGCAAUUAAGAGAGGCGCCGGGCGUGCGCUACGCGCUGGCGAGGGCCGACGCGCCGCUGAUCGACGACGUGAACAUCCUGCAGGCGAAUCUCGCGUGCAUGCGCGCCGCCGCCGAGGCGCUCUUUCAUAGGCUUUCGUCGUCGGACGAUGGUCGGGAUGACGUGAUGAUCGACGUGACCGCUAUCGGUGACGUGAACAACGAAGCGGAGGAGGAGGACCGGCUCGUGGCCGUCGUCGAUGGCGUCGACGACCCCUGGCGCCGCGGCGGCCGCCCGCGGGGCCUGGGCGUGCGCACGGUCAAGGGCGGCGACGGCAGCGUGGCCUGCGUCUCCGCGGCGUCGAUCAUCGCGAAAGUCCACCGCGACCGGCUCAUGCAUGCUUUGCAUGAAAAGCACCCCCAAUACGGCUGGGCGGCGAACAAGGGCUACGGGUCCAAGGCGCACCGCGCGGCCAUUACGAAGCACGGCUGGGUUGUUGGUUUGCACCGCGAGUCGUUCGACCCCGUCAAGUCGAUGAUUAAUGAAUAAGUUUAGUCUUCCGGUGGUGGCGGCGGUGGUGCGCGCGGCCGCACAAAUGGUGGUUCGCCGGCGCAGUCGUGCUCCAGGCCGCCGCGCGCGCCGCGUCCAUCGAACAGUUGACCACGUCGCAGCCCGACCGCGCGAGGGCCGCGUGGACGCCGGGGGAAGUAACAAGAUCGAGGGGCCGCGCGUCGACGCCUUGAUGUAUAUUCAGGUGCGGCAGGCGGCAGUCAUUUUGUUGGACGACCGCCGCGUCGUCGGCGCGGCACGGGCGUCGUCGAUGUGACGGGCCGCAUUGUAACGAAGGCAGGAACUUGGCUAUCGUAUCCGACUCCGACCUUAAUUUGAGAAACACGAUCUCCGUCAAAACGUCCGCGGGCCACGUGCCGCCGUGCAUCUGGCUGAAUUGUACGCUGUCGUAUGUCGAAAGGUCGACGCCGUCGAGCAACCGCGCCGCCUCCCCAAACUCGCCGUCGGCGAUCGCUCGGUGGACCAAUGGCAUUUGUUCGUCGCGGAAGUCCAGCCGCAGCGAGCGCCCGACGUUGAUCCACACUCCUGACCCCGACGCCGCGAAGAAGAAGGGCUCGGCCGUCUUAUUUACGCCGUAGCUGCAGUGUGUCACUUCAGCCCACGCGCCGUCCUGAAAGACCUCGGCGAAGCCCGGCGGCCGGUGGACCCACAGGGCGCGCCUCUGCAGGAAGUGGCGCUCGUAGAAGAGCGUCGGUGGCUGGCGCCGCGUCCAGACGCGGCCGCACUUGACCCUUAGUGAAUCGCGGAGUUGUGAAGGCAUGAGGUCGGGCCAGACAAUCCGCAAUGACGAGGCGUCGACCGCGUUUUUUGAACCGUAGAGUUUCAACGAGUAGUCCUCGUCCGCCGCGAUUUGUGAGAGGGGCGCCGCGCCGGGGUCGUCCGGUAGACUUGUUACGCAGGCAAAUAGGGGCCGUCCACCUCGUGACGGGGGCCGUGCGCGUGGUGCACCAGAAGGGUCUCGAGGGCCCGACGGGGCUCUGCCGCGCGGUCAACAGCAUAGAAAGCGCGCGGGCCGUGACGGGCGCGGACAAGUGCGGCCUCCACGGGUUGCGCAUUCGCGUGGAGGCCAUCGAGGCCGGGUCGCCGUGGCUCGCGCCGACGCGCGGCUUCGUGCUCGCGGCGACGCGCGACCCCGUCCAGGCGUUGCUCGGCGAGGAGUCGGAGCUCGGCGCGCUGCUGCACGACGUCUGCGCGACGGGCUACCCCUGUCGCGUCGUCGUCGCCGACCGAAGCGAGCUCGAGAUCGUCGAGGAAAGGCGGCCCUGUGCCCACAUCGAGCCCUGGGUCCUGCCGAGCGAGUGGAUCCCGCGGACGCCGCCGCAUCCCGCGGCCCGAAACGGAUCGCACGAGAACCACCAGCGCGUCCGGUUCCACAAGGUCGCGGCGCUCGCAUCGAAUUCUGAACUAUAUGAAGGCGGCACCAUAUAUAUAGACAACGACAUCAGCCUCAAACGGUCGCACACGAAAGAAUUGUUCGAUGUCUUCGACGCCUUCGGGAACAGAUCGAUCGGCUUCAACAAGGACUGGACGAACCGCGCGAACCCCGUCCACCAGAUCGAGGGCAUCCCCAAGGGUUUUCCCGAGCGCAACGGCGGCGUCUGUUUCAUGCGCGGCGCGGGCGCAUCAACGAUCACGCGCGACUGGUUGAAUGAGCUCGCAUCGAAUCCGGGCCCGGGCGGCACGGACCAGAUGCCGCUGCGGAGGGUUCUGUGGAGGCACCGCGAGCAUUUGUUUGACCUGCCGUCGCGCGUGCAGUGCCGAUGCCGGAAGGAGUCGAUCUGCGAGAACGGCGCGCUGCUCUGGCAUUUGCAUCGGAUCUACCGGCUCGACGUCCUGCGGCGGGUCGGGAACGCGUCGGAGAUGUGCGGCUUCGUGCCGUGA